Molecule: messenger RNA, 1347 nt
Organism: Mesorhabditis spiculigera
Lineage: Eukaryota; Metazoa; Nematoda; Chromadorea; Rhabditida; Rhabditidae
Source: the annotation of a GenBank genome assembly
AUGGAACCAAAAAAUCUAUUCGACAUCGGCGGAACUACCGUAAUCUCUGCGACGACUACGCCUCCGGGCGGCACGAACUUAUUUGCUAUCAUCGGGAUUAUUGUGGUGAUCAUUAUUUCGGCGCUGGUCGUUUUUCUAAUAAUUCGUAGGAUAUUUUUCCCAAAAUGGACGCCAAGAUUCCUCCGAAAAUGGUUAACGGGUGUCUCAGCCCGUCUUCUCGAACGUGCUGGAGUCGCCCCGCCGGUGAUCCACGAAUUCCAGUCGACAAUGCGCCAAAGUGACUAUCCAUGUCCCGAUCAGCCAGGGAGAGUACAAUCUACACGACAAACUGAUGGAAGUUAUGACUAUCCAAUGAUGAGUCCGCCAAAUAAAGAGGAUCUCUGGGAAAUCGAGCCGCUCUCGCUGCAGAUUAGCAGUAAUAAGCUUGGGGCUGGAGCGUAUGCCGUGGUGUUUUCGGGGAACCUACGAGGUGCUCCGCCUGUUACGAAGGUUUUUCCGACGAUGCAGUUAUCCUACGUACUCUCACGGGAACAAAACGAAGUUGCCGUCAAAUUAACCCACCCAAAUGCCAAAAAGGAAGAAAUAAGUGAAUUCCUGCAAGAAAUUGUUUUCAUGAAAGAAUUGGAAUACCAUCCACACCUCCUGUCGAUGCUGGGCUGCUCUUCUGACCCCAGAUAUCCGGUUCUAAUCACCGAAUACUGUGAACGGGGCGACCUACUGCAUUUAUUGCGCCGAAUUGAGGAUGAUAAUUUUAAGGAUACAGAACGGCUUACGAUUAAUGAGCUUCUACCAAUUGUUUGGCAAGUCAGCGACGGAUUGGUAUAUUUAACGGAGAGAAAAAUUAUCCAUCGAGAUGUGGCGGCGCGAAAUGUGUUGAUAACCAAGGAAAAUAUGGCAAAAUUGAGCGACUUCGGCCUUUGUCGCUACAGUAACGAAAUGUUUUAUACGACAAGGGGCGGAAAGCUGCCGAUAAAAUGGAUGGCCCCGGAAAGCCUGGAAUUUGCUAUUUUUAGCAGCAAAACAGACGUGUGGUCAUUUGGGGUGCUUCUUUGGGAGGUAUACAGCUUGGGGAAGACGCCGUACUGCUCCGUACAGUCUGAUGAAGUACUACCGUAUCUGAGGGCUGGGAAUAGGCUGGGUGUUCCGGAGAAGAUUCCGGAAUGGAUGACCACCAUGAUGCAAAGCUGCUGGGAAUCAAAGCCUGACGAUCGACCCGACAUUUCGACCAUUCAAAAAUCAUUUUAUGCUAUUAUGGAGUCCGACUCUAAUUAUGGAUACCUGCAAUUUAGCAAAAACUACUACACAACUUCUCCACAGCGAGCACCGCCAAAUGAAUAUGUAAUUUCG